Messenger RNA from Aegilops tauschii subsp. strangulata, 1515 nucleotides. RefSeq names its product agamous-like MADS-box protein AGL61. Gene Ontology annotation, molecular function: protein dimerization activity; DNA-binding transcription factor activity, RNA polymerase II-specific; RNA polymerase II cis-regulatory region sequence-specific DNA binding. Gene Ontology annotation, biological process: regulation of transcription by RNA polymerase II. The record is from RefSeq and is a predicted model, not a curated record. Lineage: Eukaryota; Viridiplantae; Streptophyta; Magnoliopsida; Poales; Poaceae.
ACACAGAGGAGGGAACGCCGCCGCCGCCUCCGAGUUUCUUCCCCUCCAUCGCUGCUGGAUCGAUCGCUGCGAUGGCGCGGCCGCGCGGCACGACGAGCACGGGGCGGCACCGCAUCGAGAUGACCCUCAGGCCGGACAAGAACAGCCGGCAGGUCACCUUCUCCAAGCGCCGCGCCGGCCUCUUCAAGAAGUGCUCCGAGCUCGCCAUCCUCUGCGGCGCCCGCGUGGCCGCCGUCGUCUUCUCCGAGGCGGGCAACGCCUUCGCCCUCGGCAGCCCCUCCAUGGAGGCCGUCCUGCGCCGCUUCGACGACGGCAACGACGCCGGCGCCCUCGUUCCUGCCGCUGAGGACGACGACCGUGAGGCGCUGGAGGAGUUGUAUCGGGCCAGGGAGGCGACCGCGGAGCAGGUGGCGUCGGAGAUCAAGCGGAUGAAUACCAUCGGGGACAAGGUGGUCAAGGCCCAGAUGGGGAGGCGGUACUGGUGGGAGGCCGACGUGGAGGCGCUCGGGGAGGCCGAGCUGCCGGAGUUCGCCCGCGCGCUCGACCGGCUCAGGGCCAACGUGCGCCGCCACGCCGACAAGCUCCGCUCCUGAUUCUUUUGGCUUAAUUACUAGGCUUGUGCUUGCUUAAUUACGUGGUGGUGGUGGAAGCGUAGCUUAGCUGCAAUCAUGCACGAGUUUGGUAUGAAAUCUGGGUUUGGUUGAAGAGAGGCAAUUAACAGGGUUGGAAUUGGAACUUGAAACAUGUUGCAUAUGGUCAUGUCUUUCCCUAUGAUGAAGGUCUGUCCUUAGUUUUAUGUAGGCCAUGUUCUUAUCUACUGUACCUUUCACUGUAGUGAUGCAUGGUUCUGUUAUGAAUUAAGAGGGCUGGAAUUUGAAACAAUUUGCAGGAGCAAGUCCAUCCAUGAAUCCUGUCUUUCUCUGUUCUUCUCUGAACAUGCUCGCUAUAACCUGAUACAGCACCCAAAACAUUGAGAAAUGAGUUCGUAUAUAUAGUUGGCACAUACUCAGCAAAUAGUAUCAGCAUUGGUCGUGUGGUUUUUAUCUGCCUGAACCUGAAUAUUGAGACCUAAACUGAAUGCAGCAAAACAAGUUUAAAAGUUGUCCCGUUUAACAAACAAAUAUAAUUUUGGUCCUGUGCACCUCCAAAAUUUAUUUCAUAGCCAUUUUAAAAAGCAUGAGUUUACAUUUCUUAUCCAUAUGAAGCAAGUUAAGCUUCCAUCCUUUUUUUCCUUGAAAAAAAAAAAGCUUCCAUCCUUUUCCCACAUUGCACCAAAUGUGCAUGUCCAAGUUUUAAGUUUGCUACUUCUGUUGAAUACCUGAAGAUGCAAUUUUCUGUUUGAUAAAAUGAAUGCCUGACAAUGUACUCUUGCUUUGGUUAGUAUGGAUGUUCCUGUUGCUUAACCAAGUUCACUAGCUCAAGAUCAGGGGUAUCUUCAGGCAUUUGAAAAAAAAAAUGUUCAAAGCAAGUAUUUGAAAAUAUACAUCAUGUAUUCAAAAAAUGUUCAGGUGCAUA